AUGGAGGCGGCAGUUUCUCUAUUCCAAAACCACAUGGCGGCGAGGGCGACGUCGACAAGCAUGCCCGUGUGCGCGGAGCUGUGCUUAGUCGAAUAUCUGCCAUCAUCAGCAUGCCAUGUGGCCUCCAAUAUCACGUGCAUCUGCACCAACGCCAACCUCACGGCACAGAUGACACAAUGCGUGACGGCGGGCUGCUCGGUCCGGGAUGCCCUGUUGACGGAGAGGUUUGACGCCACCACGUGCGGCUGGCCCGUCACCGAUGACUCGAUGGGCCUCAAGGUGAUCACGCCGCUGUUUGGUGUGCUCGCCGUCCUCUUCUUCCUGUGUCGCGUGUGGGCCCGGUCGCUCACCGGGCUGGCUGCCUCGUGGCAAACGGACGACUGGAUGGCCCUCGUGACGACGGCCUUUUCCAUCCCGCUGACGGUGGUAUCGUACCUCUUUGCGGCCCACGGCCUGGGCCACGACCUGUACAUGGUGGCCUUCGACGACAUCACCUUUGUGCUCGAGAUGUACUACUACUCGGAGAUUCUCUACCUCAUCGUCAUCUUCAUGACCAAGAUCUCUAUCUGCUUUUUCUACCUGCGCAUCUUCCCCAAAAAGGAAUUCCGAGUCCGCGUCUUCGCUAUCAUCGGCCUGUGCGCCGUCUGCGCCAUCGCCUUCACCAUCGUCACCAUCUUCCAGUGCACGCCCAUCCCCGGUGCAUGGCUUCGCUGGGACGGCACCUACGACGCCGUGUGCCGCGACGUUCAGACCCAGGCGCUGUGGGCCGCCGUCAUGUCCAUCAUCCUGGACGUGGCCACCAUCUUCCUGCCCAUGUCGGAGCUCUGGGCACUCAACAUGUCGCUGCGCAAGAAGCUCGGCGUCAUGACUAUGUUCGCGACGGGCAUUUUUGUGGUGGUUGUGCAGGUGCUGCGCAUCGUCUAUCUGCUCAAGUUCUCGGCAACCACAAACUUCACGCGUGACUACACCGCCACCAGCAUAUGGUCCAACGUUGAGGUCUACGUCGGCAUCAUGUGCGCCUGCUUUCCGCAGUGCCGCACCCUCCUGACCCGCUUCGGCCCGCGCAUUUUUGGCACCACGAUCAAGGCGCCCACCAAGGGCGGGCCCGACCCGGGCAUCCGCGUCACGACCAAGAUACACAGCCAGUUCUCGCAGAGGCCUACCCGCAAUGACGAGACGGACUUUGUGGAGCUGAGAUGCGCGGCUGGGCCGGAUGGCUUCAACUCGACAACCAACCUGCACCGCACCGCUGAAAAAGAUGGGCUGGGGUUCAAGGAGUCGGUUUGA
Diaporthe amygdali is the source of this 1287-nucleotide messenger RNA. RefSeq lists its product as uncharacterized. The record is from RefSeq and is a predicted model, not a curated record. The transcript has a single exon. NCBI's taxonomy places the organism in Eukaryota, Fungi, Ascomycota, Sordariomycetes, Diaporthales, Diaporthaceae. The coding region runs from base 1 to 1287 and encodes 428 amino acids.